AUGGCUGCAGAGUCAAACGCUGGAUUUCACAGUGAAGAUAUAGAUUCUGUUUUGAACAGGCAUGCAAUAUCAUUUCAGCCUGGUGGUGCUAUGAACCGCAUGUCAGAGAUGGUUCCAAUGGGUAAUUAUUUUGGGCUAAGUAGUUCAUCUGGGAUGAUAUAUUCUGGGAAUUCAACCAUCAUUAACAGUAAUCCUGUCAUGAGUCAAGCGGGUAACCCAUCGAGUUCUUCGCUUCUUCUCGAUUCGGUUCCAGGACUGAAGCAUGAUACAGGGUUGGCGGUUGAGUGGUCUGUUGAUGAACAGUACAGAUUGGAGGAGGGCCUUGCCAAAUAUGCUGAUGAACCAAGUAUCAUGAGGUAUAUCAAAAUUGCUGCCCUGUUGCCUGAUAAAACUGUUCGAGAUGUUGCUUUGAGGUGUAGAUGGUUGACAAGAAAGCGAAGGAAAUCAGAAGAACACAAUCUGGGAAAGAAGAUCAAUAACAGAAAGGAUAAGCCUGUGGAGUUAGCAUCAAAGACAAAUUUACAUUCGGGUCUGCCCUCAAGCAUGGCUACAUAUUCUCGCAUGUCACAGCAUAUGGACCAAAGUCAACGGAUACAAUAUGAUGGAAUUUGUAGUCCUUUGAAGCAACUCAUGGAGCAGAAUGCUCAAGCUUUUAACCAAAUCACUGCAAAUUUGUCUACUUACAAGUUGCAGGAUAACAUCGACCUCUUUUGCCACACUAGGCACAAUAUUAAUACCAUUCUUACUGAUAUGAGAGGGAUGCCUGGCAUUAUGAGCCAGAUGCCACCACUGCCUGUCACCAUUAACGAGGAUCUUGCUAGUAGUAUUUUGCCUAAUAGAACAUAG
Molecule: messenger RNA, 846 nt
Organism: Sphenostylis stenocarpa
Lineage: Eukaryota; Viridiplantae; Streptophyta; Magnoliopsida; Fabales; Fabaceae
Source: the annotation of a GenBank genome assembly